Diuraphis noxia (Russian wheat aphid) is the source of this 2567-nucleotide messenger RNA. RefSeq lists its product as uncharacterized. NCBI's taxonomy places the organism in Eukaryota, Metazoa, Arthropoda, Insecta, Hemiptera, Aphididae. The record is from RefSeq and is a predicted model, not a curated record.
UUAUUACAAUACAAUAGUUAUACUAAUGUACUACUUAAUAUUAGUUAAUAGUUAUUACUUAGUUACUAAUUUGAUUCUUAAUUGGUGAAUCGUGGAUGGCGAGACGUGAAAACGUUUCCAUUCAAUAUUUAUAGUUAAUCUCAAGUAUCUACAAAAUGAAUUAAAAUAUUUUUCAUGAGAAUAUUAAUCAACUAAAUGCGUUAAUUUGUUUAAAAUAGGCGCUAUCGACAUAACAAUAAAAAUGUUUACUUCAAUGUUUAAAUCCCUUAUUGAUGAAUCUGGUAGUAAAGUCAAGAAGGAAUUGAAGCCCGUGAAWUGUGGACCAGAAAAAAUCACCAAAGAAUAUGUCCAGGACAUGCUUACUUCUUUGAAUGAGGAUAACGUCAAAGAAAUAUUAGAUAAUAGUAUUAGUUGUUCUGUGUCAUUAGAUAAUAUUAUUGAUGGUAUUGAGUCAAUGCCUACUGAUGAUGCACAUCCAGAAUAUUUAAAUGAUAGUGCUUCAGUUGACAACUUUGAUGAUACUAAAAGUGAAGUAAGUUCUAUUGGAGAAAACCAACUAGCAUGCAAAACGGUAGAAAAUUCCAACAAAACCAAUACUGCGAACAAAAUUAACAAUCUUCAAUGUUUAUUUACCUGGAAUAUWAAACCAAAUAACAAGAAAAAUAUGAUUUCAUCGAUACAUGAUAAAUAUGGAGAAUACAACUUAAAUAUAUCUUCAACCGAGUUUACAAUUGAAAGGUAUGUAGGUAAUUUAAUUAUUGGCUAUGAAUUGUUCCAUAAGGAUGAGUCCAAAUUAGGACAAUUGAAAGUAUUAGAAAUUGGAAAAUGGCUUGAAGAAUUAGACAAUGGUACUGAUGAAUUCUAUUUAUCCAUCAAUAUUGGUCUUCAACAUAUUAUGAAGGCAACUUUUAUUCAUAUGUUAUUUGCWACAAAUCUUACUGGAGAGUGUCAAUGGGUAUGUUUCCUCUUCUUUUUCUUUUUUUUAUGUAGUUUAUCAUUUUUUUAUUUUAGAACUAUAAUGWGCAUGGAUCCCAAAGAUCCUCUUUUGGUAGUUAAGUGUGCUAGAACAAUAAUGACUCUUCCAUUUAUGGUCCGUGAUUUUAAUUUGGGAAAAACAUAUUUGACCAAAGCCAGUAAUAUGGCACCAAAUGAUGAAACUGUUUUAAAAUCUAUUGAAAAAACAGUUCAAGCUUAUAAAGAUAUUGCUAAAAAACAAAGGCCUAGUAGAACAACUGAACCAAAACAAAAUCGUCCAUCGCGGAAGAACAGAACACUAAAAUUAGGAAGUGAUUUAGGACUUAUUGUAAGAAAACAAAAAGAUGGGAAAGAUCCUAUUCCUUACCUCACUAAUUUGAUUUCUAAAUAUGAUGGACUUGAUAAAUCAAAAAUUAUGGCUCAAUUAUGUUCGUAUACAAUAUUAUUCACUGACAACCUAAAAUCUGGUGUCGAAGAGUUUAUAAAAUUGAUUGAACAACCAGGAAUUGCCAAUAACUAUAUAAUUACGCAACAUUUUUCAUCAUUUGGUUCAAAGAAGUUUCAUUUAGCAGAACUUAUUUGUAAUGAAAUUAGAUUGGCUACAAAUUCAAGUAGCACUACUCCUGAAGAUAUGUUAUAUUUUUUAAAAAUGUUAACAAAAAUCAUGGAAACUUGUAACUUACAAAUGAAAGAUGUUGAUUCUUCUUUGAAGUCCAAGCUAAUUAUUGAUUUAUCUGAUAACUCUUCAUUCCCUAAUACAACUUAUCAAAGUGAAAUGGGUUCAUCAGAUGAUGAGAGUAUUGAACAAGUUUCAGUUAAACACAGAACUAGAAAUCGUAAGCCAAGGAAUUUGCAAAAUACUGGACCUAGAGGUUUUACCAAAACUUUUGAACCAAAGGCAAACAAAGGACAAAAUAGAAAAAAUAAUGUACCACAUGGUAAUUUUUCCUCAAGAAAUCAUCAAAAUAAAAACCUCUCAAACUCAGCUGCAAUUGAUGAAAUGCGAUUAAAAAUGUUAAAGUUUUUAAAUGUGUCUUCUGUUGAUGGCCCAAGUUUUUCUGAUAGUAAUUAUUCUAAUAUUUUGUCAACUGAAAACCUCAGAAAUGUACAAACACAAUCACAGGUCGAACAAUAUACCCACCAAUUAUAUCAACAUAUCUUAACUAAUAACUAUUUACAUCAAGAUCAGAGAAAUGUACCUGAUACUUCAAGAGGAUAUUAUGGUACGCAGUCAAAUCAGCCAUUUCCAAAUUUAAGCUCUAUGUCACAAUAUUCUCAGUUUCAAAAUCAACAGCUACCCUCAUUAUUAAAUAUAAGACCUCAAAUAAAUCAACCAGGCCAACAACCUCGUUUUCAAAGACCAAAGAAAUGGCCUUCCAGUAAAUAAGUUGACCUAUUUAUCAUUAUUUUUCAUUGAUUCAAUAAAAUAUGAUAGUAAUUUUAGUAUUUAAGCAGUUUUUUCUAAACUAAAUCAAGAUGUUUCUUUGCCUAYAAGAAUUUUGUUACAUAGAGAUGUUUGUUAAAAAAAUAAUUUCUUUUCAAGAUUUUAAUUUUUAAACAUCCGAGAUUACAAUCACUAAUAAGUUAUGAAA